This is a messenger RNA of Diachasma alloeum, 1071 nucleotides long. RefSeq names its product shootin-1-like. The transcript has 3 exons. Bases 1 to 1071 code for a protein of 356 amino acids. The record is from RefSeq and is a predicted model, not a curated record. Lineage: Eukaryota; Metazoa; Arthropoda; Insecta; Hymenoptera; Braconidae.
AUGUCAAAGCUCGAGACAUUGCCAACAGCAUUCCCAUAUUCUCCGGAACCCCUGGAAUCGUUCUUGGAGCGAUGGACAGCAGUGGUCCAGUUCGGUCUGGGUACGAUUUCUGGGGAAAAUGAAGCUGAAAAACAAAUCCUCGAAAAACACCUCCAGACAGAGGCUAUUAAACGAUUUAAUGAAUACGCCCCUGCAAGUGUGAAAGAAAGUAUUAGGCGCAACAACCUAAGUAAAAUCUCAGAGAUCCUGCCACAACUAGAAACAGACGAAUUCCAGCAUACAGUCAAAGUACCAGCGUUGGAGAUUGCUGAUAACGGGCACUACAGUCAGCCAUAUAAUCAGUCAAAUACCCCGACAUCAUCGUCAAGCUACGGUCACCGAAACUAUUCCGAACAGAGGAGAAAUCAGGACCCUUCACGAGAUCUAGUCACCGCUCUCCUCAAUGAAUAUCUGCCAUCCAACCGGAACAAGCAAGGCAACGGGUACAGACAAACACCACCUCGACCACCGGAGCCACCUCCAUCUAUACCAGGACACACAGCUCAUCCUGGUGACCCCCCUUUGCGCAGCUUCAACUCCGCCAUCGCCUACGGUCAAACUCCAAACGACGAGGAUGAAUCUGACUACGAGAAACCAACGGAAAAUGCGGACAACUCUACCACGGAUCAGAUUCUAGCCCACGCUAACAUCUUGGCAGCCAACCAACGUCCUCAUGCAAUCCCAUCUAAACCUAAACAGAACCCUUCUGAUAUGGAUGAGAUCAAAAGAAUGCUGCAGCAGACUACAGCCUCACUCCAACAGCUUGCGAUGAGUUUGAAUAACCUGCAGACUCAGAAUCGCCCAUCGUCAGACUCUAGACCAUUCUCUAGGUCUCUCUCAAGGGAACGAGAAGGGAGAAAAACCCUGCGGAGUCCUACGAGAACGCAGCAGAACAGAGCCAGCCCAUCCACAAAUGGAACCAUCCCAAAGGAGACUUUAAACGACAUUGUUGCUCGCCAAUUGAGUGCGAUGACGAGCGGCCAAAACCAGCACUCACUCCAUACAAUGUCGAGCAUGCAUCCCAGACAGUAA